Molecule: messenger RNA, 2848 nt
Organism: Phymastichus coffea
Lineage: Eukaryota; Metazoa; Arthropoda; Insecta; Hymenoptera; Eulophidae
Product: speckle-type POZ protein-like
Exons: 2
Coding region: 311-1696 (461 amino acids)
Biological process (GO): regulation of proteolysis; proteasome-mediated ubiquitin-dependent protein catabolic process
Cellular component (GO): cytoplasm; nucleus
Molecular function (GO): ubiquitin protein ligase binding
Source: RefSeq, a predicted model, not a curated record
CGUACACAUCCUUUGUUUGAGAGCUCUUGCUCCGAUGCAGGUGAGCAGAGGAACGCGUCAUGCGUGUUUACGAUGCGUUUAAAAGUACAGGAUUAGUCUAUUUUUAUUGGCCAACGGCAUCAGCCUAUUCUACAGUUGCAAACUAAAAAAUUGACUUGCGAUGACAAUAUCGUUCAGUAGGUAAACACGUAAGGGUUCUAAAUCAAUAUUAUGAAUACGUCGAGUUGAUAUAACGUGAAUUAUUAGAAAAAUAAAAUCGUUCCUGUUUGUGUUUUGUCUUGGAGAUUCCACAUACUGAAAUAGCAGAGACAUGGAUGACAUUUGUAUAAAGUCACCAAUUCCAGAUAAGUGGGACACCACUAGAAUGGAAAUAAUGAAGUUCAAGUAUAUGUGGACAAUAAGUAAUUUCAGUUACUUCUGGAACAAUACACCAGGAGAGUAUAUAGAUUCGCCAAUUUUCUCAACAGGAAUGAACGACAAGAUAAAAUGGCAUCUACGCUUAUACCCCAAUGGCAGUGAUGAUGGUAAUAUUUAUGAUUAUACACCUGACUGCAGCAAUGUGGCUCUAUAUCUGUACCUGAAAACUCGUCCUGCACCAAGAAUCGAAGCCAAGUGCAAAUUUUCCAUUAUAAAUAACAGAAGAGAAGAGAUUAAUAUUAAAAGUUCAAGAUAUUGUCAUCGUUCUGUUGAUAUGACUGAUCCGGAACGUUUUACUGGUCUUGCAAAAUUCAUUAGGCGUGAUUUUCUUAUUGAUCCUAACAAUGGAUUGUUGCCAAAUGAUACGCUUACAAUACUCUGUGAAAUUAGAGCAUGUAAAGGCAUAAUCAAUAUUCUAGGCCUAAGUAUUCCAAAACAACUUAUGACUCCUAGAUCUCAAUGUGAUGACCUUGGAGCACUUUUAGAAAGUGAAGAGUUUAGUGAUGUGUCCAUUAUUGUUGGUUGUAGAGAGUUCAAAGUUCAUAAAGCUAUAUUAGCAGCCAGAAGUCCAGUUUUUUUAGCCAUGUUUAAACAUAAUAUGAAAGAGAAAACUGAGAGUAUUGUGGAAAUUGAUGACAUUGAUGAGAGAGUUAUGAGAGAAUUAUUAAGAUUUAUCUAUGCUGAAAGGGUAGAUAGAUUGCAAGAGUUUGCUCAUGAUCUUUUGGCUGCCGCUGAAAAAUAUUCACUUGAUGGAUUGAAGAUAAUGUGUGAAGAAACCCUUUGUGGAAAACUAACCAUUCACAAUGCUGCUGAUGUUUUGGCCCUAGCAGAUAUGUAUAAUGCUGACUGUUUGAAAACACAAGUGAUAAACUUCCUGGUUGCCCAUGGAAAAGAUCCAUCUAUUUGGACUAAGUACCUGAAUUCUGCUAAUUCUAAGACAUCCUCACUUUUGACAGGCUGUUCAGAGAUUUUUAGUAAUUACAUAAAAUUAUUAAUUAUAUUGGCUCUCUGUAUGUUCAUUGUCAUUUUGCUGGCUCCAUACUUUUCAUUCCUUGUUGAUCCAAUGUGUGAUGUUACUGCAAAAAUUUGUACUCCACACAAAGAUAUUGUAACCGAUGCAGACACUAUAUCAAUUGCUUUAAAGAAAUUGCAAAAAAGCGCAUCAUCUUUUAUGGAAGAUCUAUAUGCUUUCAUAUCAUAUUUUAUCAGGCUUAUCUUGAAUUGCAUUGUUAAUCCAUUCCCAGCAGAACCUGAAUUUCAUGCUGGAAAUGAAAAUUAAGAAUUUCACUGAGGAAAAUCAUAUUUUCUAUUAAAAAUUUGUCUCUUAGUGACACUUUUAAAAUUACUCUGAUUUUAGAUGUAAAAAUUAAAGAAUGAGUAGAUGAUAAAUAUAAUAUAGAUGACCUAUUGUGAGUCAAAUAACAAAAAUAUUCUUGUAGAUAUAUUACAAAUAUUUUUGUAGACCAAUAUUAUCAAAAAGAUAAGUCUUAAAUCUAUUUUAGGAGACAUAUCUAAACAAAUUUUUAAAUCUAAUCCAUUGUCAAGGUUGUUGAAUUUUCAAAAAGCUUCAAAUCAAAGUCUAUUUUUUGGAGAUAAAGAGCUACAAUAAGUAUAAUAAUGUCAAUUUGAAAGUUAUUGUUUAACGAAGUAUUGAAAAAAACGCCAUACUGCCUAAUAUUAAUAUUUUUUAUAAAUAGCUAUUAUGUAGAAAUAAUUUUAAUAAUUUUGCCUCAAGUAUUAAAUUAAAAAUAAAAGUUACGCGUGGUGUGUGUACUCUGCCACACGACAUUGCAAUACGUAUAUUAUAAAAAAUCAACAAAAACUUUUAUCACGGCCGGGAAAUUUAGUGUCAAUAAACUAAAUAUAAAUAGAAGAAAAAGUUUUUUUUUGUAAUUUGCAGACGAUGAUUAAUAAUUCGGGAAUAAAGAGUUAUUCAAGUGAAAAUUUCUCAAGAUUCAAGGAUUGGCGAGAAUCUUGAGUCUGCUUCUCUUAAUCUGGAAUACGUAGUCUUGUAAGUUACAAACUCCUGCACUUUAAUAUAUUAUAAUUGAAGUACCUCAAACUGUGUUAUAAUUGCAAUGUCGUGAGACGAUGUGGGCAUAAGUAAUGAAAAGUAUUUAUUGAUGAAAUAUCGACGAAUAAGCUAUUUUUCAUUAGAUUUUUGGAAUAUCCACCUUUUUAAUAAUGAUGCAUCUGUUGAGUCUCUAUUGCUAUAAAAAUGCUAUACUUUCGGAUAUUAGUUUCAAAUGUAUAGUAGCAAUUGAUCUCUGUGAACAAUUAAAGUUAAGUAGAAAACAAAUAUAAAAUAAUAUGAAAUCAUUAUAUUGUAGUUGAAAUAUUACUUGUAAGCACUAUUUUAAUCUUAUUUAUAGUUGAUAUGGAGAUUUCUUUUGUUGUAAGAAGUUUUUAAUGAAUAAAGCAAUAUUUUGCA